Molecule: messenger RNA, 2165 nt
Organism: Lates calcarifer (barramundi perch)
Lineage: Eukaryota; Metazoa; Chordata; Actinopteri; Centropomidae
Gene: cds1
Product: CDP-diacylglycerol synthase (phosphatidate cytidylyltransferase) 1
Exons: 13
Coding region: 293-1666 (457 amino acids)
Cellular component (GO): endoplasmic reticulum membrane
Molecular function (GO): phosphatidate cytidylyltransferase activity
Source: RefSeq, a predicted model, not a curated record
GCUUGGCGGUAGGAGGGAGCAGAGACUGCGGUGAUAAACAAAUACACGCAGUGGAGUCGUUAGUACCUUGUGGAGCUGUGUGGCAGCGGUUUGGCAGCACCGGCUGACUCUCGGGGAAGCUGACCUCCUUCACGGGCCGAGCUUUGAAGCCAAAACCGGGUUAAAAAUCCAGGACUUUAUCUGAGAAAAACCCAGGAUUUUAUCCCUCGUCUCUCUCCCUCCCUCCCUCCUUCCUUCACCCGGAGUCGGCUUAUGUGACACAUUAACGUCCCGGCGGCGAAACGAGCGAAACAUGACGGAGCUGAGGAAGCGAGGCGGAGGCGGAGGAGACCCUGACAGCACCGAGAAUAUCAGCGACAAGGAGGCUGACGGUGAUGACAGGCUGGGCCUGCAGGGCGACGCAGAGGGAGAAGGUGAUGGUGACUCCAAAGCAGACACUCCAGAUGUUCCUCUCUCCACAGCAGACACAGACAACACUCCACAAUGCCUGAACAAAGCUCUGGAGGGCCUGCCGCCCAGAUGGAAGAACUACUGGAUACGAGGGGUUCUGUCUUUAGCCAUGAUUUCAGGCUUUUUCCUCAUCAUCUAUAUGGGACCUGUCACUCUUAUAUUAGUGGUCAUGACUGUCCAAAUCAAGUGUUUCCAAGAAAUCAUCACCAUUGGCUACAGAGUUUACCAUUCCUACGACCUGCCAUGGUUCAGGACUCUAAGCUGGUACUUCCUGAUUUGCGUCAACUACUUCUUCUAUGGUGAAACUGUAGCGGACUACUUUGGGGCUCUGGUGCAGAGGGAGGAACCUCUGCAGUUCCUGGCUCGCUAUCACCGCUUCAUCUCCUUUGCUUUGUACCUCGCAGGUUUCUGCAUGUUUGUGCUGAGUUUAGUGAAGAAACAUUACCGCCUGCAGUUUUAUAUGUUUGCUUGGACCCAUGUGACCCUGUUGAUUGUGGUAACUCAGUCCCACCUUGUCAUUCAGAACCUGUUUGAAGGAAUGAUCUGGUUCAUCGUCCCAAUCUCCAUUGUGAUCUGCAAUGACAUCAUGGCCUAUCUGUUUGGAUUCUUCUUUGGGAGGACUCCACUCAUCAAGCUCUCACCCAAGAAGACCUGGGAGGGCUUCAUCGGAGGUUUCUUCUCCACCGUGGUUUUUGGCUUCAUCCUGGCCUACCUCCUGUCUCAGUUCCAGUACUUUGUGUGUCCCGUGGGCUUCAACAGUGAGACCAAUGGGUUUACAGUUGAAUGUGAGCCUUCUGAUAUCUUUGUGAUGCAGGAGUACACUCUUCCUGCUGUGGUACAAAACACACUGAGAUGGAAAACGGUGAACCUGUACCCCUUCCAGAUCCACAGCAUCUUCCUCUCGUCCUUUGCGUCUCUCAUCGGGCCUUUUGGCGGCUUCUUUGCUAGCGGCUUCAAGCGAGCGUUUAAAAUCAAGGACUUUGCCAGCACCAUCCCCGGCCACGGCGGCAUCAUGGAUCGAUUCGACUGUCAGUACCUGAUGGCCACCUUCACACACGUCUACAUAGCCAGCUUCAUCAGGGGACCGAACCCCAGCAAGGUGCUGCAGCAGCUGCUGAUGCUUCAGCCUGAACAGCAGCUCAGCAUCUUCCACACUCUGCACUCCCACCUGAGAGAGAGGGGCAUGCUCCCCCCGGCCGCCGCCCAGGCCGAAUGAAGGACCGCCGGCUUCACAGGGUGAUGACUGGAGAGUGUGUGUGUGUGGUGGUUCCGGAAAGUUUGUGUAAGCAUGCACACACGCACAGACACACACACUCUUUAAGUAUACCUGUACGGUGUGUGAUCGCAGGCCUCUCUCAGAGCGUCCGUCGUCAUCCUGCCGCCUCCUCAUUCGACUUCCAACCAGCUCCAAAUCACAACUUAGAAACUGAGGUGACUCGUGUGGAAUAACCUCGUAGUAAAACAAACAAAAAAGAGAAAAGAAAAAAAGAAACAACACAACAACAACAACAGGCGGCUUUGUUGCUUUCCACCUGGACCGGCACAUAAACUACCACACAGCUCAUGAGCGAGCGAGCAGUCCCCAUCCUUACAGACUGAAGAUGAAAUGUCUUAUCAAACUAAACGACUUUAAAGCACACGGCUUUCUCAGCGCAGGUGGAUGGUGGAUGUGCAGUUUUGGACGGCAAAUAUUGCACUGACUUUAGCUAAACAAA